This is a messenger RNA of Colletotrichum higginsianum IMI 349063, 411 nucleotides long. RefSeq lists its product as uncharacterized. The record is from RefSeq and is a predicted model, not a curated record. The transcript has 2 exons. NCBI's taxonomy places the organism in Eukaryota, Fungi, Ascomycota, Sordariomycetes, Glomerellales, Glomerellaceae. Bases 1 to 411 code for a protein of 136 amino acids.
AUGGGGGACGAGACGAAGCAAGUAACGCUGGCUGCCCUAAUGCAGGAAAGUCUCCAUCAAGCCGUCCAUGAAAAGGACCCCCCAACUGAGUGCCCAGGGAGGGAGAAAGAGAAAGAGGGACCCAGACUAAGGAUCCAAGAAAAGGUGACGAAAGCGGGUGUGGGCGGAAGAGAAGCAAGCGCAUGUGCUGCAGAAGCAAAGAAGAGACACAACACACACACACACACACACACACACACACCUAACCGCGCAGGCGGGUCGCGUGAGGACCAUGUACUAUGUAUGAGAUGUUAUGGCUACGAUGGUGGUGUGGUCCUGACGCGCCGAUGCAAGAGGUUGGGCGACCCAUGGCAUGAUUUUCCCCGGUACAUAGCACGUAUAGCUUAUUACAGGGGAAGCCCGGCCAACUAG